Molecule: messenger RNA, 2274 nt
Organism: Neogale vison (American mink)
Lineage: Eukaryota; Metazoa; Chordata; Mammalia; Carnivora; Mustelidae
Gene: ZNF853
Product: zinc finger protein 853
Exons: 4
Coding region: 145-2274 (709 amino acids)
Biological process (GO): regulation of transcription by RNA polymerase II
Molecular function (GO): RNA polymerase II cis-regulatory region sequence-specific DNA binding; DNA-binding transcription factor activity, RNA polymerase II-specific
Source: RefSeq, a predicted model, not a curated record
AAGGCCCCCGGUAGCCCAGCGCCUCCCCGGCUGUUUCUGGAUGGAGGCGCCUCGGGAGGGAGCUGGCUGACGCUCCGGCCCGCGCUCUCCAGCCGCUGCUGACCACACCUCCCCUGGAGCGGAGGCCGCUGCGAGGAGCCGGAGAUGCUGCCCCAGCUGGCUCCCCGGGAUCUUGGUCUGAACGCUAGGAUGGAGCUGGGGGCAGCGACUGAGACCUUCAUGCUGGAGCUUCGGUGUCUUGAAGAUGGGGGCCCGGGGCCUGGCACCCUCUCAGGUGGCAGUGGUGGGGUUGAGAGUCAAGAGGAAGAAGAGGCUCGGGAGAAGAACGGCAGCCCCCAACGGCCAACAGGCUCAGCCCGGAUGGGGGCCGGGGGACUCGCCGAGGAAGCACAGCCCGGACAGCAGGACCUGCAGCGACAACAGCCAGAGCAGCAGGAACAAUUACAGCAGCAGCAGCAGCACCUGCAGCAGGAACAGUUACAGCAGCAGCAGCAGCAGCACCUGCAGCAGGAACAGUUACAGCAGCAGCAGCAGCAGCACCUGCAGCAGGAACAAUUACAGCAGCAGCAGCAGCAGCACCUGCAGCAGGAACAGUUACAGCAGCAGCAACCCCAGCACCUGCAGCAGGAACAAUUACAGCAGCAGCAGCAGCAGCACCUGCAGCAGGAACAAUUACAGCAGCAGCAGCAGCAGCACCUGCAGCAGGAACAAUUACAGCAGCAGCAGCACCUGCAGCAGGAACAGUUACAGCAGCAGCAGCAGCAGCAGCAGCAGCAGCACCUGCAGCAGGAACAGUUACAGCAGCAGCAGCAGCAGCACCCGCAGCAGGAACAGUUACAGCAGCAGCAGCAGCACCCGCAGCAGGAACAGUUACAGCAGCAGCAGCAGCAGCAGCACCCGCAGCAGGAACAGUUACAGCAGCAGCCGCAAUACCAGUUGCAGCAGCUGCAGCAACAGCAGGAACAGCAGAAACAGGAGGAACAGUUACAGCAGCAGCAGGAGCAGUUACAGAUGCAGCACCUGCAGCAGCAGCAACAGUUACAGCAGCAGCACUUCCAGCAGCAACAGUUACAGCACCUGCAGCAGCAGCAGCAGGAACUAUUACAGCGACAGCAGCAGGAGCAGUUACAGAUGCAGCACCUGCACCAGCAGCAACAGUUAGAGCAGCAGCAGCUGCUGCAACAGCAAGAGCAGUUGCAAGAGCAGCCGCCGCCCCGUCCCCUGGAGCCAGAGGAGGAGGAAGAGGUGGAGCUGGAGCUCAUGCCGGUGGACCUGGGGACAGAGCAGGAACUGGAGCGGCAGCGGCAGGAGCUAGAGCGGCAGCAGGAGCUGGAGAGACAACAGGAACAGCGGCAGCUGCAGCUCAAACUGCAGGAGCAGCUGCAGCAGCUGGAGCAGCAGCUGGAGCAGCAGCAGCAGCAGCUGGAGCAGCAGCAGCUGGAGGGGCAGCAGGAGGUGCAGCUGGAGCUGACCCCGGUGGAGCUGGGAGCCCCGCCACAGGAGGUGCAGCUGGAGCUGACCCCCGUGCAGCCGGAGCUGCAGCUGGAGCUGGUGCCCGCGGCAGGGGGAGGCGGACCUGCCGCCCCGGGGGCUCCAGCCGCGGUGGUGGUGGCCCCACCGGGCUACGUGGUGCUGCAGGAGCUCAUGGUGCUGCCGGCCGUGGCGGCGCCCGCUGUGGUGGCCAUCCCCGGCCCUGCGGGCAGCGCGGCGCUGACUCCGGCCCGGCAGCGGCGACGGCGGCGUGCGCGGGACCGGCCGACCAUCUGCGGGGAGUGCGGCAAGGGCUUCAGCCGCAGCACGGACCUGGUGCGCCACCAGGCCACGCACACGGGCGAGCGGCCGCACCGCUGCGGCGAGUGCGGCAAGGGCUUCUCGCAGCACUCCAACCUGGUGACGCACCAGCGCAUCCACACGGGCGAGAAGCCCUACGCGUGCUCCUACUGCGCCAAGCGCUUCAGCGAGAGCUCGGCGCUCGUGCAGCACCAGCGCACGCACACGGGCGAGCGGCCCUACGCCUGCGGCGACUGCGGCAAGCGCUUCAGCGUCUCGUCCAACCUCCUGCGCCACCGGCGCACACACUCGGGCGAGCGGCCCUACGUGUGCGAGGACUGCGGCGAGCGCUUCCGCCACAAGGUGCAGAUCCGGCGCCACGAGCGCCAGCUGCACGGCGCCGGCCGCUCGCGAGGCCUGGGUCUGCUCCGCAGCUCGCGCGCCACCACGGGCGGACCCCCGCGCUCCGAGCAGGCGGCGGGGGCCGCUGACAAGGCACCGUGA